ACGCUGUUGCUGGGGACCUGGACGCCCCCCCGGCCCUGUGUAAUCCAAAGUUCCUCUAUAGUCCGAGGUUGCUGAAUGGUCUCAAGUGCGAUGAAUGUUGUUGCGAACAUCAUUAAUGUUGUUGCGAACAUCAUUGAUGUUGUUGCGAACAUCAUUAAUGUUGUUGCGAACAUCAUUCAUUAGUGAGCGCUUUUAUUUAUUGCCUGGUUUAUUGUUAAAAUCCAGGAUUGAAAUCUUGUCUCGCAGCAUGAUUGGAUUUUUAUAUCCAAUUUUCGAGUAAUGGUAACUUAACUCACUGUUAAGCAAAAAUCAAAUGGCUUUACAUUCAAAGUUUAGUUGGGAGUAAAAGUUUCAAAAUAAGCGCAUAAAUUUUUUGUGCAUAUAUUUCAAGUUUAUUUGGAGGAAAAUUAUGAAAAUGAACACAUGACAUUUUUCGGUAAAUCGUUGAUAAGUCUGAAUAAGUGCAUUUGAUAACGAAUCAAUGAACGCGGUAUUGCGGUUGGUUCAGAUCGAUAUCGCCUCAGAUACCCGUCCUCGUCGCAUAUCUUGCCAGAACUGUAAGCGAUGUUGCGAUCAGUGAGCGCAGCAGCGCGGUACACUUGCAAACAUAACGCGCGUCUUCGUAGGCCGGCGUACCGCGCACACUCCCACACGACUGUCGCGCGUCCUGCAAGCGUCGCUCUCAAGUGGAUCGCUCGAGGAGGAUCCGUGGUGGCAGGAUCGCUGAUCAUGGCGGGGUCUGCUGUGGUCUUCGCGAGCGGCAGCAGAGCUGAGGUCAUCCAAGACGCUGAUCGUUUCUACGACCGCGGCGACUUUACCGCCAUCCACGACCUGCUCGAGCCGCUCAAGGCGGGCGGGGACGACGAGGUGCUGUGGAGGCUGGCGCGGGCGCUCUACGAGCUGGCGAAGGCGUCGCCUGAUGCCCAGCGCGCCGGUGCCCUGUUGCGGGAGUGUGUGCAGGUUAGGGAGAUGAAGCGUGUGUGCAGGUUAGGGAGAUGA
Molecule: messenger RNA, 999 nt
Organism: Hyalella azteca
Lineage: Eukaryota; Metazoa; Arthropoda; Malacostraca; Amphipoda; Hyalellidae
Exons: 3
Coding region: 565-999 (144 amino acids)
Source: RefSeq, a predicted model, not a curated record